This is a messenger RNA of Myxocyprinus asiaticus (Chinese sucker), 4154 nucleotides long. Its product is annotated as dehydrodolichyl diphosphate synthase complex subunit DHDDS-like. Gene Ontology annotation, cellular component: dehydrodolichyl diphosphate synthase complex; endoplasmic reticulum. Gene Ontology annotation, biological process: polyprenol biosynthetic process. Bases 223 to 1263 code for a protein of 346 amino acids. The transcript has 9 exons. The record is from RefSeq and is a predicted model, not a curated record. NCBI's taxonomy places the organism in Eukaryota, Metazoa, Chordata, Actinopteri, Cypriniformes, Catostomidae. Gene Ontology annotation, molecular function: ditrans,polycis-polyprenyl diphosphate synthase [(2E,6E)-farnesyl diphosphate specific] activity.
GUAAUAGUUCGGAUGUUGUCUACAAUGCAUUUUCCUAUUCGUGAUUUAAAUCAAAAGGAAGUCUAAAGAAAUUGAGAAGUUAAAGAGUACAUAGAUAGAUAGAUAUUUUAUUUUCAGGGAUAUUUAAAGUAUGGACAUUGGAAUUUGUCAGAUUGUGAUUUCCAGGCCUGGAAAAGUCAUGGGCAUCAGUAAAAUCUUCAUGGAAAUAUCUGAAUAGCUGCCAUGUCGUGGAUUCGAGAGACGGAACUAAGACUUAUUGAAAGGCUUACUGCCAACAUCCUGAAGGCAGGGCCGAUGCCCAAACAUGUGGCAUUUAUCAUGGAUGGUAACAGACGUUAUGCUCAAAAGAGGCACGUGGAACGGCAGGAGGGUCACACUCAGGGCUUUGACAAACUGGCAGAGACGCUUCGCUGGUGUCUAAACCUGGGCAUCCAUGAGGUCACUGUUUACGCGUUCAGCAUUGAGAACUUCAAGCGUUCCAGAGAAGAGGUGGAUGGUCUGAUAGAGCUGGCCAAACAGAAGUUCAGCCGCCUGUUGAUGGAGCAAGAGAAUCUCGAGAAGCAUGGUGUGUGUAUUCGGGUGCUGGGAGAUCUGACUCUGCUGCCGGAAGACCUGCAGCAACUUAUUGCCAAAGCUGUGGUGUCUACUAGAGCUCACAACAAGUGUUUUCUGAAUGUGUGUUUUGCGUACACGUCGAGACAUGAAAUUGCAAAUGCAGUCAAGGAAAUGGCAUGGGGAGUAGAGCAGGGCUUAAUAAAAUCCAGUGAUGUGUCUGAAGGGCUCCUCAGUCAGUGUCUGUACAGCAGUAACUCCCCAAACCCCGAUCUGCUCAUCCGUACAUCUGGAGAAGUGCGUCUUAGUGACUUCCUGCUGUGGCAGACCUCGUAUUCAUGUCUGGUGUUCCAGUCUGUCCUGUGGCCAGAAUAUUCCUUCUGGAAUCUGUGUGAAGCCAUUCUGCAGUACCAGCUGAGUUAUCGAUCUCUCCAGAAAGCUCGAGAGCUACACAAAGAAAGCCAAGUGCUACAGCAGAUGGAAGCAGAUCGCACCUGUGUGACCGAACUCCUUCAGCAUCGUGGAAAUGGAAAACCCAUGGACGCCCAGAGUCGACAGACAGUGCUGCUAAACUACACAGCCAGUCGAGAAGAGAGGGUUCGCUGCUUUCUCAAUGCCCUUCAGCACAAGAGAGACACUUUCUUCAAUGAUUUAAGCAGCCAGGCUGUUGUUGCUUUGAACUUUUUUUUUUUUAUAUUUACCAAUCUGUAAAUAAUUUAGAUAUGGAAAGAUGUUUCACCCCGUUUUAUGGGGCUGUGGUUACAUGUGUACUGUAUGUUUGUCUUGGAAAUAUCUCCUCUAGCAGUGGAUCACAAAUUUUACAUUAAAUUCAUUUUGAUUGAUAACAGGGGUUGCCUUUUUAAACUAGAAAUGCCAGAAAAUGCAAUGGGUGAAAUUAGUUUAAUUGCACUGUGGCUUUGUGUUUUUGCAGAGAUCUAAACGGGGUUCCCGCACUUUUUGACCAAUGAAUUUUCAUGACUUUUCCAGUCGUUUGUCAGUAUUGGAUACCUGUUUUAAAAACAAUGGAAAUUCAGACUGAUUUAUAAACCUGUCUGACUUGAGAAUGAUUUGGUUACAAAUCAGACAUCACUAUGGCUUGUGAGGAUGUUUUACUCAAGCAAUAUCUAGCUAAUUAACUAUUUUAGAGCACAGCAUAACUAGAGAAUCCACAUUUAACAAUAGUAAUUUCCAUGAUUAAUUUUAAUGACAUGAUUUUCAAAACACAGUUCUGAAAUUCCCUGACAUUUCCAGGUUUUUUUUAGUGACCAUGGGAACCCUGUACAUAAUGAUUUCAUAUUGGUCACAUCUGGCUAACAAUUCCAUUCCUUACAAGGAAAAUAAAGCCUAACAAUAAAAUGUAAAACUAAUAAAUAAUACAUUUAUCUCAAUUAUUUCAAUUUGAGAGUGAGUUCUGAUCUGACUCCUGGAAAGUUUUGUCUUUUUGAGAAUUUCUAAUUAUUUCCUGAUUGCAAGUUACAAAUCUGACAACUUUGUUGACAACGACGUAACACUAUAAACCCUAAAACGACUGUAAAAACUAUGAUUUGUACAACUUUACAGCUCUUAUAAUACAUGAGCUUUAACUGAAGAAUGAAUUGAAGUGCUUUUAUAAAAUUAUACGUUUAUAAGCACCCAUUUCUGACUUUAAACCCUCCACAAAUUGGCUCCAUUGUAGGUGCCUCACUGUAACCUCGAUUUUUACUUUUUCUUUUCUUUUUUUUUUUUUUUUAAAGAAAUGGAGGUACAUGUGGAAAUUAAAUUUGGUGGUAAUCAACAUUAUAUCACAAAUGUUGUUAAUUGACCUUAACUUGUACUGAACCUGGAAUAUUCCUUUAAGUAUACAUUGGGAUUACAUAUGAUUUUUUUGGCUAAUUUAAAAUUUUACGUUUUUUUAAUGGAUAAGUUGAAGUGAACAUUACAGGAAAAGAACAAGUGUCCAGCAUACAUUGGAACUCCUUCAGUACUGUUUAAAAAGCAUUCCAGGAUGCACCUUAUAAAGUUGGUUGAGAAAAUGACCAAAGUUUGCAGAGCUGUAAAAUAAGAUUAAUAUAAGACAUAUUUUGGUCACUUCAUGGUUCAUAUACUAUAGAGGAGGAAACCUGCAAAAAACAAAUAUAUCAAUAUUUAAAUGUGCGAGGAGAUAUACAAAUAAAUAAAUGCACCAAUCAAUGCAAAAAUAAUACAUUAUAAAACAAAUAAAUGGUUGGGGAAAUACGACAUUUAAAGUUGAUUUUUAUUCCACAUUCUAUAUUUCUUCAAUCACAUUUAUUUCUGUGUGCUGUUCUGUAUUAAUUUUUCCUUGGCAACAUGCUAAUGAGAGGAUGUCUGCAGUCAAACUACCCAUACCAGGUGCAACGUUUUUUGGCGGGAGUUUGCAGUUUCACUAUGAUGAAGAGAAUGUCGAUAGCAGAGUUGCUCUGCCAGGCAGCGAAAAUCGUAAAAGCGAGAUCCUUUGCUAAACAUUUAAUUUAUUGAUUGUGAAAAUUCAGUAUUGUCCUUAUUAAUGUCAUAGUCAAGAAACACUUUUACAAUGAACAGCCAAUGGUGUCAUAAAGUCCGACUACUGAUGUUUGAUUGACAUCCUCUCAUUAGCAUGUUGCAUGAAGGAAAAAUAAAUACAGAAAUGUUAAAUUGUAUAUUUAUAUUGUAUUAUUUUGCAUUAAUUGGCACAUUUAUUUAUUUAUGUAUUUGAUUAUUUGUAUAUCCACUCGCACAUUUAUUUAUUUACGGACACAUUUUUGGAUUUAUUUAUUUACAGUGUUGGGUGUAAUGCAUUACUAAGUAAUUAAUUACUGUAAUAAAAUAAUUUUUUUUAUUGAAAAAAGUAGAGAGAUUACUCUCAAAUUUUCAGUAAUUUAAUUACAGUUACUUCUAAUAUAAUUGCGUUAAAUACUGUAUAGACUAUAGAACAAUUCUAUAUAAAACAAUAGUGAAUUUAAAAUCUAAAUUUAACGUGUAAUGUUAAAAUGUGUUUUCUAAUUGAACACUGCUCCCUUAAAUUCUCUGGCCAGUUCAUGAAUAAUUUAUUUGAAAGAAUUAAAAGUACAAUUUCAUGUCUAUCCUUGUAUUUUUCAUCUGGUCGAGGUUGAUAAGGAUUUUAGAAAGUAAUUAGUAAUAAGCAACACAAUUACUUUUCAGACAGAGUAAUUAGUACAGUAAUCUAAUUACACUGAAGAAGAUGUAAUGACUAGUUAGUAAUUAAUUACUUAGAGUAACUUACCUAACACUGCUGAUGUUUGAUUGACAUCCUCUCAUCAGCAUGUUGCAUGAAGAAAAAAUAAAUACAGACAUGUAUAUUGUAUAUUUAUACAUUAAUAUUGUAUUAUUUUGCAUUAAUUGGCGCGUUUAUGUAUUUAAUUAUUUGUAUAUCCACUCGCACAUUUAAUUAUAUAUUUAUUUACAGACAAAUUUGUGUAUUUAUUUAUUUAUUAAUAAAUUUCGUCCUCCAUAAUAUACUUCCAUUUGUGUUAUUUCGUGGUUUUGAUGAUUUUACUUUUAUUAUAAAAUGUGAGAGUCUUGCAGUGUGAAUUUAACAUUGUUAUAAAUUAUUUUUAAAAAUUAAAUUCCCGCUUUAAUUCCGUUCUGGCCAAUAGGAGGCGUCC